Molecule: messenger RNA, 615 nt
Organism: Mollisia scopiformis
Lineage: Eukaryota; Fungi; Ascomycota; Leotiomycetes; Helotiales; Mollisiaceae
Exons: 3
Coding region: 1-615 (204 amino acids)
Source: RefSeq, a predicted model, not a curated record
AUGCCUCCUCAACCAACCCACCUCGAGUCCUCCCUAUUCUGUUGCGAGCAAAUUACCAGCAUCGACGAAAACAGAAAGACUUUCGCGCACAGGAUUCUCUCUCAAUUCGCGGAAUAUAUAACCCAGGGCCCCGCCUCUCCCACUCCACGUGUCCUCGACUGGAGCGAAGCCCACCUAGUCGACGAAGCCCAAUACGUAAUCCAGUACGAGAAGCGUUGGCAAUCACACGAAUGUCCGGAGGGACUUCGUUACUUCAUCCCCGAGCCAGGUACUGAUGACUUCUUGGAGAUUCCCGAAGAUACGUUCCGACACAAGAAUAGGAUUGUCCCAUUCCACAACAAUGAGGGCUUAUACGUCAAGUUCUCCUGCACCUACCACCCAGGAUUUCUGUUCGUAUGUCAGAGAUUGUUCCGUAGAACUGUCCGGGACCCAGUUGUUGUCCCAAUCAACAAGAAGCACACCCGACCUGAUCGCACGGAUGAGGACGACGAAGAUGGUAAUGGCCCACGUGGCUAUUCCGAGCCUAAGACAAUUUUGGAACAUGGGGCGUACGAUUACGAUGGGGAGUCUGAAGAAGCGAAGAUGGUACUGGAGCAAGGAGGCGUUGGACAUUGA